This is a messenger RNA of Bacidia gigantensis, 2535 nucleotides long. It is a transcript of the gene SEY1, whose product is annotated as Dynamin-like GTPase that mediates homotypic ER fusion. The transcript has 4 exons. Gene Ontology annotation, biological process: endoplasmic reticulum membrane fusion. The coding region runs from base 1 to 2535 and encodes 844 amino acids. Lineage: Eukaryota; Fungi; Ascomycota; Lecanoromycetes; Lecanorales; Ramalinaceae. Gene Ontology annotation, molecular function: GTPase activity; GTP binding. The record is from RefSeq and is a predicted model, not a curated record. Gene Ontology annotation, cellular component: endoplasmic reticulum.
AUGGCCGUGAACGGACAUUUCGCCGGCAUGGGCGGCCAGGCGACAAAAGAGCACCCUUCAAUCUCCAAAUACCUCGGAUUUGAGAAGCUCCUCCCCGUUGGCUUCAACUACCACCUCAUCUCCGUCUUUGGCUCCCAGUCAACCGGCAAAUCCACCCUUCUCAACCAACUGUUCGGCACAGACUUUGGCGUCAUGUCCGAAGAAGAUAGGCGGCAGACUACAAAGGGCAUAUGGAUGUCGAAUAACAAGAAAGAACGAGCAGAAGGAGACGCCAAGAAAAUGGCAGAUAAUAUAAUCGUAAUGGACGUUGAGGGCACGGAUGGGCGAGAGCGGGGGGAAGACCAAGACUUUGAACGCAAGGCCGCAUUGUUUGCUCUGGCUACCAGCGAGGUGUUGAUUGUGAAUAUAUGGGAACAUCAAGUAGGAUUGUACCAAGGUGCCAACAUGGGGUUAUUGAAAGUGGUGUUUGAAGUCAACCUAGAGCUCUUCCUUAAAGAUAAAAAAUCUAACCCCCGAUCACUCCUCUUCUUCGUCAUUCGAGAUCAUCUAGGCACCACUCCACUUGCGAACCUCAGAACGACCCUCAUAAAAGACCUUCAAAAGAUAUGGGCGGGUCUGAAUAAGCCUGCAGGGCUUGAGAAAUCACAGAUAGAAGAUUACUUCGACUUUGCUUUUGCCGCCCUUCCACACAAGAUUCUACAACCAGACAGGUUCAUUUCAGAAGUGGGAAAGCUUGGCACAAGGUUCAAAGAAUCUCAUCGAGACUCUAGAAGAGAUGGCCUACAAACCGACCACCAGCUCGAAGGUGGUGUCUUCCUCCCCGAAUAUCACAGAAGAAUUCCCGCGGACGGCGUUCCCAUCUACGCCGAACAAGUCUGGGAUCAAAUCGUCCACAACAAAGACCUCGACCUCCCUACCCAACAAGAGCUAAUGGCCCAAUUCCGAUGUGACGAAAUAUCCCGCGAAGUGCUCAUCGCCUUCGACGAAUCCAUCAUCCCGUUCGAAAACAAACAAGCCGAGGGCAUCCGCAUUGGCGCCCCCGAAGUCCUCGGCGGCCUCGGCGUAGCCAUGCGCACAGCUCGGAUGAAGACACUCAAGAAUUUUGAAACAGAAGCAAGUCGCUACCACAAAGGCGUCUACGCCCGCAAAAAGACGGAGCUCGAAGCGCAAAUUGACGGUCGCCUAAAAUCUCUCUUCCAGAACCAGAUCACCGCCUCCCACAAAUCAGGUGUCCGCCACUUUAGCGAAGCAGUCGGCGCAGCAGUAAAAGCCGGCCAGAAGAAAGGAAGCUACGACUUCGCCCAGAUUGUCGAAGCCGAGAAAAAGCGAGCCCUCGACCGUUUCGAAAAAGAAGCAAAAUCCACCCUUGUCGAGGGCGCGCCAUGGAGCUCCUACAAGCAAGAAAUUACACUCUACCAGAAAGAGCUAAACGAAGUAAGCCGGCAGCUCCGUCGCGACGAGAUGCGCCGCCUCGCUACACGGGUAGAGCGCUGGGUCAAAUCCCGACUCUCCGAAUCCGUGGGCCUCGAAUUCAAUGCGCUUGGUUCCGGGCGAGGUGGUGGUGGAGCUCCCGAACACGGUGAACGUGGGGCCGAAAAUGAGAUCUGGAAUCGUGUCUGGGAUGUCUUCGUCAAGACGGUGCGGGAAGCCGAACAGCGGUUUACCGAACGCGCGAAAUCUUUCGAUGCCAGCCCUGGCGAGGUGGACGUGGGCUUGUGGCGGCUACGGCGCAAGAGUUGGGGCGUGCUGAGGGCGAAGAUCGAGGAGGAGAUGAUGGAGGGCAACCUCCUGCUCAAAUUGCGCGAGAAUUUCGAGGAUAAAUUUCGCUAUGAUGAACAGGGCGUUCCGAGGAUUUGGAGGCCGAAUGAUGAUAUAGAUGGGCUUUAUACCAAAGCGCGCGAAUCGACGCUCACCCUUAUCCCUCUACUCUCGAAAUUCCAGAACUCGACAUCACGGGAGCCGCCGCCGCUCGACGACUUCAUUGGUGGGAUGCCAGAGGAGACGACCGUGGCUGAUGAAGAGGAUCUGCAGCCCAUCGGCGGCGUAGACGAAGAGGAGGGCAAGAGUCUAGAGGAGGAGAUGACGGUGCUGACGGAAGCGAAGAAGCAGGAUGUCACAGCCCGAUUCAAAAAGACGGCCGAUGGUGUGUACGUAGAGGCGAAGAGGAGUGCGAUUGGAGGGAUGACGCAGGUGCCGUUGUAUUUCUACGGGCUAUUGCUUGCGCUGGGGUGGAAUGAGAUUUUGGCUGUCCUCCGCAACCCAGCCUACUUCGUCCUCCUCAUCCUCUGCGCUGUCGGCCUGUACGUCACAUACAUCCUCAACCUCUGGGGCCCGAUCCUGCAGAUGACAAACGCGGCCUCCGCGCAGGCGCUCGAGGAGGGGAAGAAGAGACUUAGGGAGUUUUUAGAGAAUAGCGAGGCCGGACGGCAAGCGUUGGCGAUGGAGGGGGAUAAAGCUGGUUUGGGCGGGGGUAGGGUUGGGGGUGCGGGUGCGGGAGGGAAGAGGGAGGAGGAGAUUGAGUUGGAGGAGAUAUGA